AUAAGGGGGUCAGUCAUGUUAGUUUUUAAAAAUAGAAAAGGAAGGGGGGGGGGGUCCCUGCAGAGGGGAGGGAAGCUCCCGCCAUUGGCCUUGGAGCAGCCACUUGUGAAUGGAACCCAGGAGUCCUGGCGUGCAGCUGGGACUAGCACCAUCCCCUGCCCUGAAGUGUGUUUGCAAAGGGCUGCACGGGACCUGUCUGCUCAAAGACUGGCUUCCUGGGCUCGAAGUGUUAUCAGCACCUCUGACCCUAGCACAAAGAUCAGUGGGCAGCUCUCUCCUCGUCUCUUCCGCAAGCUGCCUCCAAGGGUCUGCGUCUCCCUGAAGAACAUCGUGGACGAGGACUUCUUAUGUGCAGGGCACAUCUUCCUCGGCUUCUCCAAAUGCGGGCGGUACGUCCUGUCUUAUACCAGCAACAGUGGUGAUGAUGACUUCUCCUUCUACAUCUACCACCUCUACUGGUGGGAGUUCAACGUUCACAGCAAACUGAAGCUGGUGCGCCAGGUUCGCCUCUUCCAGGAUGAAGAGAUCUACAGUGACCUUUAUCUGACCGUGUGCGAGUGGCCCAGCGAUUCCUCCAAGGUCAUUGUCUUCGGUUUCAACACACGCUCCGCCAAUGGCCUGCUCAUGAACAUGAUGAUGAUGAGUGACGAGAAUCAUCGGGACAUUUACAUCAGCACGGUGGCCAUGCCCCCCAUCAUGCACUGCCCAGGCUGCAGGGACAUGGCUCUGGCACAUCCAGGUGAUCCACAUGCUCACUGCCUACAGCAUGGCUUCAUGCUGCACACCAAGUACCAGGUGGUCUAUCCCUUCCCCACAUUCCAGCCAGCCUUCCAGCUCAAGAAGGACCAAGUGGUAUUGCUCAACACCAGCUACUCGCUCGUGGCCUGUGCAGUCUCCGUGCACACUGCAGGUGACAGCAACUUCUGCCAGAUCCUGUAUGAUGGGAGGAAUCGGCCCCCACCCCUGCACAGAGGGGCCUGCGGGCCUGCCAAUGCCACGCCAUGCCCUGCUGGCAUAGAGGACCGGGUUGAGAGGGACAGCUGCCCAUGCUGGAGUGCUGCCACAGCUGCUCAAAGAACCUCCCUUGCCAUGGAGAGCCACACCAAGCCUGCAGAGCUGUCACCAGCUGUGGCCAGGGCCAAGGAGUUUGUGGCUGAUAUCUUCCGGCGAGCCAAGGAGGCCAAAGGGCCAGUGCUGGCAGAGGAGGAAGAUGGGGGUGCCGGUGCUAGGUUCGAGUGCCAACCUGCCCAGGAAGCUGGGCCUUGCGGAGCCCUGCUGCUGGGCACCCCCGCUGGAGCCUCCUGGGAGGCAAAGCCAGGUGCAGGACUCGUUGGGGACUACUGCCACCUGCACCACAGCCCAGUGUCCACACAGGGAGAAAGAACUCCUGAUGGGGAGUUCUCCCCUAAAGAGUGUCCCCUGCCUGGAGCAGAAAUGGAUAGCCAGCCAGCUGAGCCAGGCUACGUGAACUACACCAAGCUGCGCUAUGUCUUGGAGCCUGGGGACCUCUCAGAGCCAGAGGAUGAAUAUGAGGAUGACAAGAUCUCGCUGCCCUUCGUUGUCACUGACCUGCGGGGCCGGAAUCUGAAGCCUUUGAAGGAGAGGGCCAUAUUCCAGGGCCAGUACCUGACAGUGGAGCAGUUGACCCUGGACUUCGAGUACGUCAUCAAUGAGGUGAUUCGCAAUGAUGCGGCUUGGUCCCACCAGUUCUGCUCCUUCAGCGACUAUGACAUUGUCAUCUUGGAGGUGUGCUCCGAGACAAACCAGGUGAUCAUCAAUAUUGGACUCCUGCUCCUGGCUUUCCCCUCCCCUGAUGAAGAGGGUCAGCUCAGACCAAAGACUUACCACACCAGCCUGAAGGUGGCUUGGAACCUCAACACGGGCACCUUCAUCACUGUCAGUGUGGGCGACCUCACUGAAGUUAAGGGGCAGACCAGUGGCAGCGUGUGGAGCUCCUACCGGAAAAGCUGCGUGGACAUGGUGAUGAAGUGGCUGGUACCAGAGAGCAGCGGGCGCUAUGUCAACAGGAUGACGAAUGAGGCGCUUCACAAAGGCUAUUCACUGAAGGUGCUGGCGGACAAUGAGCGCUACACAUGGAUCGUCUUGUGAGCUGGAGAAGGGCAGGGGCUCGGGAUGGGCCCCACUACCCUCUCUGCUCUCCUGCGGGACCCAGCUACCUCCCCGCACCCAGCGGCUCCCUCCUCUGCGUCUGUCUGACCUCUUGUCCACCCAAGCCUUGUGAGGGCGGUGGCAGAGAGGUCCUGUCUUCCUCCAGUACCUGCUGACCCUCCCGGCUUGGGGAUCAGUAAGACACUGGGGGGGGGUGGGAUAUGAGGCUAGUGCAUCUCUGCGAGAGCCUGGUCAGGGCCAGCCCCAGGCACCUCCCAUACUGCUGACCCGUUCCCCUUUCUGCCUGCCAGGGGCAUGCCCCAGAGCCAGCUGCCAUUGGAGCAAGAGGCGAAAUGAUGGGCUUCUGGGGUCAGUUAGGUCCCCAACAUAGCUCUAUGCAGAGCUGGUCUUCGCCCCCAUGCUCCCAGCCAAGCCCUGGCUCCCAGUUCCGGUCAGUGUUGCAGGCACUUUCUGUCCCUUCUCAGUGGAGGCUGUGUUGUCCUCAGAGUACAGAUCACCCCCCUCCACUCCCCUCCUCGCUGCCCCCUUGGAUUGGUUUCUCUUCCAAUGGGUUCUUGUUGCUGUAAUAAAUGUUCCAAUUUCCAAG
Alligator mississippiensis (American alligator) is the source of this 2716-nucleotide messenger RNA. RefSeq names its product DDB1 and CUL4 associated factor 15 (gene DCAF15). Gene Ontology annotation, biological process: protein ubiquitination. The record is from RefSeq and is a predicted model, not a curated record. Bases 16 to 2109 code for a protein of 697 amino acids. NCBI's taxonomy places the organism in Eukaryota, Metazoa, Chordata, Crocodylia, Alligatoridae. Gene Ontology annotation, cellular component: Cul4-RING E3 ubiquitin ligase complex. The transcript is spliced from 13 exons.